Messenger RNA from Durio zibethinus, 1047 nucleotides. RefSeq names its product photosystem I reaction center subunit II, chloroplastic-like. NCBI's taxonomy places the organism in Eukaryota, Viridiplantae, Streptophyta, Magnoliopsida, Malvales, Malvaceae. Gene Ontology annotation, cellular component: photosystem I; photosystem I reaction center. Gene Ontology annotation, biological process: photosynthesis. The record is from RefSeq and is a predicted model, not a curated record.
GGAUAUCAGAAAAAGCGAGAACUAGGCUUAGGUAGGAUCAAGCAUCAAAAUCAAGCCUCCUAUUGGUCCAAGUAAUAUCAUCUUAUCCAUAGAUCUAAAUCCAAAUACCACCGGCCAUUUACUUUCAUGAUCCUUCACACAAAAUCUCCAAGCCUAGCUCCACCAUAAACAUCGGCAAAAGCAAACCCGGACUGUAGCUCAUACAUCCAUCAUCUACAUCCCAUGGCAACUCAAGCAGGUCUCUUCACCCCCACAAUCAUCACCCCAAAAUCUCUGGCUCCAUGGAAACCAUCCCCAUCAUUUUCAUUCGCUACCCCCAAGUCCCUCAACUUCUCUAUGGCUCAGAGAACCAUUAAGGCUGCAGCUGCAGAUGAGGCUGCCACAAAGGAAGCUCCGGUGGGUUUCACCCCUCCAGAAUUGGACCCUAACACCCCAUCACCCAUCUUUGGAGGAAGCACCGGAGGACUGCUUAGAAAGGCCCAAGUUGAAGAAUUCUACGUCAUCACAUGGGAUUCACCCAAAGAACAAAUCUUUGAGAUGCCAACCGGCGGAGCAGCCAUCAUGAGGCAAGGACCUAACUUGCUCAAGUUGGCCAGGAAAGAACAGUGCUUGGCUCUCGGCACCAGACUGAGGUCUAAGUACAAGAUCAAGUACCAGUUCUACAGGGUUUUCCCUAAUGGUGAGGUUCAAUACCUUCACCCCAAAGAUGGAGUUUAUCCUGAGAAAGUGAACCCAGGUCGUCAGGGAGUGGGGCUGAACUUCAGAUCAAUUGGGAAGAAUGUCAGUCCCAUUGAAGUUAAGUUCACUGGGAAACAAGUUUAUGACUUGUAAGAUGAGAUACUUGGGAGAGUGCUUAGUGAAAAAUGAUGAUGUAACCAGGAUUAUGUGAUUAUAGAUCGAUGUGUCUGUUAAUUGUUUUAUGUACUUUCCUUUUCUCUUUUUCCUACUGGCCAUUGGCCUCCUGUAUUUCAUCCAUUUUGCAAGGCUUAUAUAUGAAAUGUUUGCGGAAGUGCUUGAUGAUUAAAUUAACUUCAGUACUUUUUUUUU